Messenger RNA from Patella vulgata (common limpet), 3517 nucleotides. Its product is annotated as homeobox protein Hox-C12a. Bases 149 to 1366 code for a protein of 405 amino acids. Gene Ontology annotation, biological process: negative regulation of transcription by RNA polymerase II; neuron differentiation; central nervous system development. The transcript is spliced from 4 exons. Lineage: Eukaryota; Metazoa; Mollusca; Gastropoda; Patellidae. Gene Ontology annotation, cellular component: nucleus; chromosome. Gene Ontology annotation, molecular function: DNA-binding transcription factor activity, RNA polymerase II-specific; RNA polymerase II cis-regulatory region sequence-specific DNA binding; chromatin insulator sequence binding. The record is from RefSeq and is a predicted model, not a curated record.
AGUGACGCGCGUGAACCUGAACAAAGGCGGAAACACGACAACGGGCUCUUUGCCGAUGAUACCACGUUAAAUGUUGUCAAAUUUAUAGUUAAAAUACUGCAUAAUAUUGUAGUGAGUAGAUAUUUUCAACAGUUAAAAUUGGUUCAAAAUGGAUGACGAAGUAGCACAGAAGUUUAUCAACUCGGUUGUGAAGAAUUUACAAGUUUUGUGUCACAGUAACGUUGACUUUAAUAAAAAUGUGGAAGUUAUCGGACACUUGUACUUAAACGUUGACAGUUGUACAAAAUUAAACUAUAUCGUUAACGAAAAAGUUUGUAGAAAUGAAUCCUCGUCGACAGUGUUUGUAAGUAAUAGUUUUCAUGCAGAAGUUGGUGUGAAAAAAAAGGAGAAAGAACAGAGUAUGAAAAAUACUAAUGAAAUGUCUCCUCGAUUACAGAGAUCACAAUCUAGAGAUGAUUUCCCUCGUAGACAAAGCACAGACGUAAACAAUACGAAACGUGAUCACCAAGGACAUUAUCCUCCAGAGCCUAAAAUACCCAGAUUAUCUGACCCAGGAGGUCAUAGUGAAUCCAGACAAUCCUCCACGUAUCGUUCACCCUUUUCACCCAAUUCACGUAGCAGACAUUCUCAGGAAACUUCUAAUUCAGUGCAAAAAAGUCCAAUAGAAAUUGAUUUGACAAAAGUGAAAAAAGAAUUUAUAAGUGGUAGCAGUAGUGGAGGUUGUGAUAUGGAUGGAGGAGGAGGUAACAAUGAUCCCUCUUCCAGAACUGGCUCGACUUCUUUCACUACUGAAACAGAUUCAAUAGACUUUUCUACAGCGUUUCCUAUCAGUUUACAUUCUAAUCACACCUUAGUGACAUCAGCUUUAAAUAUUCCUGAUAUUACAGCUAAUAAUAAUACCACAUCAUCAGCGUCUUCAAUAGAUCAAAAACCUUUUAUUCAUGACUCAAAUAUUGAACCUCAAUUUUCCCCCAUGAUUCCUGGAGGUAGUCCAAGAUUAAGACCACCAUGGAUGGGUGAACAUUCAGGCAGUCAAUCUACAGCGUCCCCCAAUUUCCCAGUUGCUGGUCCGACUGAUGAGUCUGAUUUAACUUGUGAUGUUUGUCAGAAAAUGUUCAAAUCCAUUCGAGGUUAUAAGGAUCAUAUGAACACACAUUUAGGAAUUUAUCGCUAUACUUGUCCGUAUUGUCAGAAAGGUUGUACAAGUCGAAACCAGCUUAUAGGCCAUAAAAACAUGCAUGAGAAUAUAAAACCUUAUACUUGUGAAGGUUGUGGAAAGAGUUUCAACUAUGCCUUUGCAUAUAAAAGGCACAUCAACAGCAAGAACACUAGAUGUUACAAAGAGGGAUUGUUUAUGACUGAUUAGGUUUUAUAAAAAUAUAUUAGAAUGGACACAAGGGGUUUGGACAUGUAAAUUGUGGACAAGAGUGGAAGAUUGUUUUGAGUGUCGAUCAUAGUCUUAAAUAAACACAAUCGUUUUGUAUAAUUGUCAGAACCCAUGACUGAUCUAAAUGUCCAAGACUUACUUCAUGGCAGACUUUCACUUUAUAAAAGUUAUUAAUUGUAUUUCUAUGUUACCAUAACAGACAACAUUAGUUGUCCUUUAAUUGUAUAUCUAUGUUACCAUAACAAACAACAUUAGUUAUCCUUUGGUUAAAACUAAAGGAUUAUUUAACAGUCUACAAUGUUUAUCAUCUGAAGAUGGGACUCUAACCACGACGAGACGUGGCUUGUAAUAUUGCACCAUUGGUCUUGAAUACCAUAUUGAAAUAAUAGAAUAUGAAAAAAAAAAUUAUAGUUUCACCAGGGAAAUAUACUAAACUAACUGUGUUUCAUAUGAGAAAGUAGUAUCAGGCAUUUUGAAAAGAGUAAGCAUUCUCUGCCUUGUGCACAGCAUCAACCAAAAUAAAUAGAUGUGUGAUGAUAGAAAACACAUUUUAUUCUAUAACUACAUGCAAAUACGAGCCAAUAUCAUUGAAUACAGCCGUUGAAUACAGCCAUUGAAUAACCUAUGGUUGUAUUCAAUGGCUUAGACACACACUACUUUUGUCUGGAAUGACGUCACUUUCAGAAUUACGUCAAACUGUAAUGACGUCACCACGAGGCAACGACAAUUUUUGUAAAAAAGAAAGAAAAAAUUGCAGAAGGUAUGAUGAAUUUUAAAGUUUUUGGUGAUUUUUUUGUUGUUGAUAAUCUGGAUAGUACAGUGUAUUUUGAGAUUUGCAAUUAGUUAUAGAAUAAAAACAGAACUCAGUGACCAUUGAAUACCGCCCAGGUUAUUCAGUGGUUCACUUGAGUGUAUCCCUUCCGCAUUCCACGAGUGAUAGCGCAGUGAAACUCUCUCUUGAACCAUUGAAUGACUCGAGCAGUAUUCAACGGUCAUUGAGUUCUAUCUAUAUAGUUCUAUCAAUAAAAUAAAAACUUUAAAUUUUGGUAUGUAAAUAACAUAGAUAACUCACAUUACAAUAUAUUUGCUUCUACUGAACUUGACAGUUAUUAACUACCUUGAUAUCUCUUUUACUUUACUUUUAAAAAGGUGCUUAGAUAACAUGAAUUGAUUGACUUAUCAGAAUAUUCAAGACUUUGUUUUGUGGGUUUUUAUGGGAGUUAUAGCUAUAAGCUUAUUGGAGUAUGAGUCGCUGAUGAACACUUCAGAUUGUCUGUUAUUAGUAUUCAGAGCUUUAUUUUGUGGGGAAUUUAGCUUAUAUUGGGGUGACUAGUGGGGUUAAUGAUUGGAUGAUAUUUAUAACACGUUAAAGGCUUGCACACGCAAAGGAUUAUUUUUGUUGGUGAUAUUCUGUUCCUACAUGUAUAAUUUGGGCUGUCUGUAUGGUUUAAUGGCUGAGAGCGAGACAUUAAGUAAUAUAUUAAUACUGCACAUUAUACUAUGUCUUACUCCAGACCAUUAAACAACUUAAAAUACAGACACUACCCCCCACAUGCAUUUCAAUGAAAUUGUCACACGAAUCCAAUGUUUCAUCUAGUAUAAACUAAUGUAUUAUUGGUACGUCAUGACGUUGCAUCUGUAUUUUAAUUGGUAAUCGUAAUUGUUACCGAAUAUUUUGUUUUCUAUAUGAGCGCUAGUGGCAGACAAUCUAUUAUGAACAAUCCAUGCUUUGAUAUCUGAUAUCAUCAGUGAGAUGGUUUGUUUAGACCUUUGAUGUAUGCAACUGAAUUUAGCUUUCUGUAAAUAACUCAUUGUAUUAUGAAUGCUUCAAUAAACAUCACCAUUUACCAUAACUUUGAUAAGAAAUUAUUGUGCGUGAGGUGCGAUCACCGCCAAGAUGAGAAUCAGUGUGAUGUUUUUCCCCCCAACAAGAUAUCACACUGUUGGCGCCAAAGAAAUUUUAGUGUUUGCUGGGUCCUUUUUUUUUUAUCAUAAAACCUAAGUUAAAUUACAAAAAAUAAAUUGGAGUGUUAAAUGUUUUCAGUUAUUUCUGGGCUUGAUAAAUAGAUAGCCAACCUUGUCUCUUGAACAAUGUUUUGUUUAAAAUUUCUAAACUUUAAAAUUUGAAAU